Oncorhynchus tshawytscha (Chinook salmon) is the source of this 1336-nucleotide messenger RNA. RefSeq names its product deoxyribodipyrimidine photo-lyase-like. Gene Ontology annotation, cellular component: nucleus; cytoplasm. Lineage: Eukaryota; Metazoa; Chordata; Actinopteri; Salmoniformes; Salmonidae. The transcript is spliced from 3 exons. The record is from RefSeq and is a predicted model, not a curated record. Bases 318 to 800 code for a protein of 160 amino acids. Gene Ontology annotation, molecular function: DNA binding; FAD binding. Gene Ontology annotation, biological process: circadian regulation of gene expression; entrainment of circadian clock by photoperiod.
AAUUGCAGUCUAAACUGAAGCUCAUGAUUAGGUGAUUAUUGGAGUCAGGCGUGUUAUUUGGGGCUGGGGAAAAACUGUGACACCAAUCAGGCCCUUGAUGACUGGAACUGCCCACCCCUGCGUAUAGUAGACAGCUGUGGCUGACUGAAUGGAUGAACAACUAUAUGAGAUGAUGAACAACUAUCUUUCCUCAUAGUUUACCUCCAUCUACCAUGGCAGGAGGGAUACUGCUGGUUCCAGGUGAACACACACACCAGAAUAUGGAGAUGUAGAGCUUUGUCUGUUUAAUUCACAUUUUACUGUGUGUGUAGGACACUAUGGUAGAUGCUGACAUGGCCAAAAAUGCCGUGAUGUGGCAGAAUGGAGGCAUGUGUGGUCUGGACCACUGGAACUUUGUCAUGCAUCCUGUUGACGUGGCCAUGACCUGUGACCCUAACGGAAGUUACGCCAGGACGUGGUGCCCUGAGCUGGCUGCUGUGCCUGAUGACUUCAUACCCAAACCCUAUCUGGAGGAAAGGAGCCUCUCUCUGCAGGACGUGAAGUUGGGAUUCGUGGUCAACACAGAUAGGCAGUUCCUCCUGCCUGUCAUCACCCGCAUGGAGUUCAAACACCAAUCAGACGAUCCAGACCCGGACGCUGCCUCUAACCCCCAUGUGAGUCGCAGGCGGGAUGAGACCAUCGCCUUCCUGAACCAGACAGACUUCAUGACCAGCGUGAUGAAAGAGGGGAGGGAGAGACAGGAGAGACCAGAGAAAGAUAGAGGGACUGGCACACACCCAUAUGGCCAAUGGAAGGGUUAGGAGGACCCCUGCUGCUAAGGCCAGGUUAUCCUCUGUGCCUGGGGGAGUGGCUACGUUUCACAGAUGACCAAGAGGGCAGGGGUUAAAGAUCAGCCUACACUGAUAGAACUGUUGCAAAACUAGGUACCACAUCAUGGGUUAGAGUUUAAGGGUACACCUAGCCAGUUGUACAACUGAAUGCAUUCAACUGCAAUGUAAAACAAACUCCUCUGAAUCAGAGGUGUGGGGGGGCUGCCUUAAUCGACAUCCAUAUCAUCGGUGCGGGAACAGUGUGGUUAGUCUGUGUAACAAGGACAAACUGCUGUUUAAAUUAAUUGGUUUACAUUUUAGUCCUUUACCAGUCAUAAUUCAGUAACGCAGGCUGAAUCAACUGCAAGCACUGCUACUAGGUGUCAUUGUGUUAAAGUGCAAUAUUUGUACUAAGGAAUUCAAGCAAAUAUAAACAUUGUAUUUUUCAUUAAUCUUUAAGUGCCGUCUUUCCAAACUAGUAUCAGAGGCUACACAGACAUCUCAGUAAAAGUACUCAGGGGGGAUGA